AUGUCAACGACGGAUGAAGAAAUUACAGCCGUGUCUAAUAUAGAAAAUGCGAAAAUAUCCGAUGGCACAAGUACAGCUGGUGAACACAAUAAAGAUGUUCUAAAUACCACUGAGUCCGAAGAACAAUUGCAGGAGGUUGAAUCUCUCGCCGAAAAUGACACAAAAGCUGAGAGUUAUGACAAUCGAGAAGAUGAACUAGUCGAUGAUUCGAACAAAGAAGAUCAUUGUGCAGUUACACCAAAGAAAAAGUUGAAAAUAAUCGAAUCGUAUACUGAAGAGGCAGAUGCCAAAGGAUUGAAAGAAGAACUAAUCCUGUUAUAG
This is a messenger RNA of Adineta ricciae, 321 nucleotides long. Lineage: Eukaryota; Metazoa; Rotifera; Eurotatoria; Adinetida; Adinetidae. The record is from the annotation of a GenBank genome assembly.